CCAAAACCCCCACCUUUUCUCCAAUAUCUCGAUCCAAUUGCGAUCAGAGAGAGAGAGAGAGAGAGAGAGAGAGAGCAAGCCCCUGUUUGCAGACCGCGACCAUGAUCGAGACUUAUCUCGGCCGCGGCGGCGAUUCCGGAUCGUUCCCGAUGGCGAUGUUCCUCCUCUGGGCUCUGACCUUUGCGUCUGCUUUCUAUUGGCGCCCAAGCUGGCGCCCUAAUUAUGCGAGGGUCCGCGUCGGGAUCCUCAAGUUGGUCCCGCUGCCGAGGGCGAACUUCGAUUUGAAGGAGUUUGGAGGGGUCGGAGACGGGAUGACGGAUAACACGGAGGCGUUCGAGGCGGCGGUGGCGGCGAUCAGAGAGGAGAGGGGGAUGGGACAGCUUGAGCGUUGGCAGCGGGGUCUGACGGGGGCGUUCAAUCUGACCAGCCAUAUGACUCUCUUUCUUGAUAAAGACGCUGUCAUUCUCGGAAACACGGAUGAGGAAAAAUGGCAAUUGAUGCCUCCAUUACCAUCAUAUGGUGUUGGGAGGGAGCACGAUGGCCCUCGAUUUGGAAGUCUAAUUCAUGGGCAAAAUCUUCAAGAUGUCGUUAUAACAGGUAACAAUGGUACCAUAGAUGGUCAAGGUCAAGUGUGGUGGACAAGAUUCAAACAAAGAGCCCUUAAUAAUACAAGAGGGCCGCUUGUGCAGUUCAUGUGGUCAAGGGACAUAGUAAUCUCAAACAUCACUCUACGCAAUUCUCCAUUCUGGAAUCUUCAUCCUUAUGACUGCAAGAACGUGACUGUUUCAAACGUUACCAUCCUGGCGCCAGUUACCGCAGCCCCAAACACCGACGGAAUAGAUCCAGAUUCUUGCGAGGACAUGCUGAUAGAGAAUUGUUACAUAGCUGUAGGGGAUGACGGAAUAGCAAUUAAGAGUGGUUGGGAUCAAUAUGGAAUCAGAUAUGGCCGACCAUCUUCCAACAUUGUCAUCCGCAAUCUCACUCUUCGCUCCACUGUGAGUGCAGGAAUAUCCAUAGGCAGCGAGAUGUCUGGUGGCGUUGAAAACGUCACUGUUGAAAACAUUCAUGUCUGGGACUCAAGACGAGCCAUCAGAAUAAAAACUGCUCCAGGGAGAGGCGGCUACAUUCGUAAUAUCACCUACAACAACGUCACCAUUGACAAUACCAUGCAUGGAAUUGUGCUAGUUACUGAUUACAAUCAACACCCUGAUGAAGAAUACGAUCGUGCUGCCAUCCCAAAUGUUGAGAACCUGUCUUUCACAGGGAUUUAUGGCAAGGAUGUACGAAUUCCUGUCCAAAUAUUGGGCAGUGAAGAUAUUCCUAUUCGAGGAGUCAGCUUUCGAAACGUCACUAUGAAGCUUCACAAGAAGAAGGAUAAUGUGUUUCAAUGUGCUUAUGUCGAAGGUCGUGUUUUUGGCUCUAUUUUUCCCGCACCGUGCAAAAAUCUUGACCGGUAUGAUGAUAAUGGACAGCUGGUGAUGAAGUCUACCUCACAUAAUGUCAGCCUCAUCGAUUAUGCCCUCUGAGGUGUUUACCUUCCUGUUAUUAUACAAAAAUCCAACCCAGAAAAAGCAGAAAAAGAAAAUCCACCCGUAUACCAUAUGUAGGUUUCGGCUUUGUAGAUAGUUGAGUUGUACAAUGGACCACGAGUUCACACUUUUUUUCUUCGUUAUUGCUUAUAGAAUUUGACUUAGUUUUGCCUAUGGAUGCAGUCUCCUGGUUACAAAUUUUACUUUCCCAUACAUUUUUAAGUUCUAUUUUCUA
Messenger RNA from Asparagus officinalis (garden asparagus), 1764 nucleotides. Its product is annotated as probable polygalacturonase. NCBI's taxonomy places the organism in Eukaryota, Viridiplantae, Streptophyta, Magnoliopsida, Asparagales, Asparagaceae. Gene Ontology annotation, biological process: carbohydrate metabolic process. Gene Ontology annotation, molecular function: polygalacturonase activity. The record is from RefSeq and is a predicted model, not a curated record.